UGCUUUGUGAGGAGGUUACGAGCCCCCGGAUGUCAGGGAGUGGUCGGCCAGUGGCUUAAAGCAAGGAUUUUACGAAAUUGCACCUGUGCGGGGCCUUAACCUGUGAGAAGCCAUCUGCAAAGCAUUGCCAGUUAUUGGAAAAGCAUUUUCCGAAAUAUCAAGAUUUUUAUGUGCGUUAUCCUGUCACGGCAAGCCGGUAAUCAUCCAUCAGUACCCAACCCGACGUGCCAUCUUAUGACAGCAUAGGUCAGCAUGGUGCUGGACAUUGACUUGUUUCGUGCGGAGAAGGGGGGUGACCCAGACAAGAUUCGGAAGUCACAGCGUGACAGGUUCAAAGAUGUCACCCUGGUCGACAGGGUCGUGGAACAUGACAGCAACUGGAGGAAAUUUCGCUUUGAUGCAGAUAAUUGGAACAAGCUUAAAAAUGUUUGCAGCAAAACAAUUGGAGAGAAAAUGAAAAGGAAGGAGACGCCGGGCGACGACGACACGCUGCCGGAGCUGGUGACCCUGCAGCUGGCCCAACUGACGGUGGACCACCUGCGGCCGCUCACCGUCACACAGCUCAAGAGGGUGCGCCAGCUGCUGGACGAGGAGAUGGCCAAGACGAGCCAGGCGCUCGAGCGCAGUGUUCAGGAGCGGGACGCGGCGCUCGCCAACAUCGGCAACCUCCUGCAUCCCUCCUGUAUCAUCAGCAACGAUGAGGAGAACAACGGCGUGGAGCGCACGUCGGGCGACUGCGCCGUCCGGCGGCGCUACUCGCACGUCGACCUGAUCCACAUGAUCGACGGCAUGGACGGCGAGCGGGGCGCGGCCGUGUCGGGCGCGCGCGGCUACUACCUGACCGGGCCGGCCGUCUUCCUGGAGCAGGCCAUCGUCCAGCUGGCGCUGCGCAUGCUGUUGGAGAAGGGCUUCAAGCCGCUUUACACGCCCUUCUUCAUGCGCAAGGAGAUCAUGCAGGAGGUGGCCCAGCUCAGCCAGUUUGACGACGAGCUGUACAAGGUGGUGGGCAAGGGCAGCGAGCGGGGCGACGACGCCUCGGUGGACGAGAAGUACCUAAUCGCCACGUCGGAGCAGCCGAUUGCGGCCUUCCACCGGGACGAGUGGAUCCCGGAGGCGACGCUGCCCAUCCGCUACGCGGGCCUCAGCACCUGCUUCCGCCAGGAGGUCGGCUCGCACGGCCGCGACACGCGCGGCAUCUUCCGCGUGCACCAGUUUGAAAAGGUGGAGCAGUUCGUACUGACUUCUCCGCACGAUAACGCCAGCUGGCUGAUGAUGGACGAGAUGAUGGACAACGCCGAGCGAUUCUGCCAGGCACUCAACAUCCCCUACCGCGUGGUCAACAUCGUCAGCGGCGAGCUCAACAACGCCGCCAGCAAGAAGCUGGACCUGGAGGCCUGGUUCCCGGGCAGCGGCGCCUUCCGCGAGCUCGUCUCCUGCAGCAACUGCACCGACUACCAGGCGCGCCGGCUGCGCGUCCGCUACGGACAGACGAAAAAGAUGGGCGACAAGGUGGACUACGUGCACAUGCUGAACGCCACCAUGUGUGCCACAACCCGGGUCAUCUGCGCCCUGCUCGAGCUCGGCCAGACCGAGACCGGCGUCACCGUGCCCGAGGCGCUGCGGCCCUUCAUGCCCGAGAAGUAUCGUCAGGAGCUACCGUUCGUCAAGCCGGCCCCCAUCGACCAGGCUGAUACCAAGAAGAGCAAACGGCAAAAGGAAGGCGUGAAGAAGGCCACUGCGGAGGAGUGAUACGCGGGCUGUUGUGACGUGUGACUUUUAGCGACGAACCACCGGGGACCAGCUUUGAUCUCUCGGACCACCAGCUUACCAAAUACGGCUUGAGG
Molecule: messenger RNA, 1844 nt
Organism: Pollicipes pollicipes
Lineage: Eukaryota; Metazoa; Arthropoda; Thecostraca; Pollicipedomorpha; Pollicipedidae
Product: putative serine--tRNA ligase, cytoplasmic
Exons: 10
Coding region: 253-1749 (498 amino acids)
Biological process (GO): seryl-tRNA aminoacylation
Molecular function (GO): ATP binding; serine-tRNA ligase activity
Source: RefSeq, a predicted model, not a curated record